AUGAGUGCCCACUGCCAUAAAGAUCAAGGGGUGGACGGAUUUCGCGACUGGGACAAUCUCAAACGGGGGCUUCCUGUGCAGCAACGUCAAACCCAAGCCCUCCAUCAGCAAGCGGGCGUCGCCGAGGGUCCCUGUGGUUUGCCAGAGCUUCGCCAGUUUCAACAGGCAUUAGGCUCUCAAUAUCAAUUGCUGGUGAUGACCCGGAUGAAACCGUUUUUUCUGAUCUUCAAAGGCCCUGACGCGCCUCAUCCGAUACGUUUACUCAAAUCCAAUGAUCAUUUUGAUGGCUGCACGUCCUUUCCUGCAUUUGUGAACCGCUCGUAUUAUUGCCUGGACUGUGAACGAGGGUUCAACAACAACGAUCGGACCCAUCACACUUGUCAAGGGAGACGCUGCAAAGCGUGUGGUCGAUUUGAUUGUCAAGAUUAUGUGCGUGGCACCCGCCCCACGGACUAUUGCUCCUUAUGUCAUCGCAAGUUUUACGGCAGCCAAUGCAAACAUCAUCAUGUGGUCAGCAAGCAAUGUCAAUCCCUUAAAACCUGUCUCAAGUGCCAGGCCCAGUACACGGUGGUUCCUGACCGACGUCACCAGUGUGGGUACGCCAAAUGUCCCGUGUGUCACGAAUGGGUGUCCAUCCAAUACCAUAAGUGUUACAUUCAACCCGUGGUCGAGAAUGAGGAGUCUGAACCCACAGAGGAGGGGGGAGGUAGCAUGGUGGCGCCACCCCCUCCUCUGUUUGUUUAUGCCGAUUUUGAAGCCAUGCAGAAUGCGGAAGGCGUGUUUGUGGCCAAUUUGUUGUGUUAUUCGUCCAGUGAAGAAACGACCAUUCAUGUGUUGGACGGGGAAGACUGUGCUCUACAAUUUUUGCAUGAUUUGGAUGAUAUCACGGUCCUCCCGGACACAGAGGGUGAACGGGAGAUUCUCGUGGUGUUUCACAAUUUAAAAGGGUUUGACGGCAUGUUUAUUUUGCAUGAACUGUACCAGCAACAACGCGAAGUGGUGGAUCAACUGACGGUGGGCGCCAAAGUGUUGUCUUUCAGGAGCGGAGCUGUCAAAUUCAUUGACUCGUUGUGUUUCCUACCUAUGCCACUCGCCUCCUUUCCCAGCACCUUUAAUUUGACCGAAUUAAAGAAGGGCUUCUUUCCGCAUUUGUUCAAUACCCCAGAUCACCAACAGUACGUGGGCCGCAUCCCCGAUUUGGAAUUUUACGAUCCCGAGGGCAUGAUGGCCAAAAAGAAAGACGAACUGACGCGUUGGCACGCGGACCAAGUCCGUCGUAACGUGCGUUUUGAUUUCCAACAAGAAAUGAUCGAGUACUGCAAAUCAGAUGUGGCUCUCUUGAAAGCGGGGUGUGAAGCCUUUCAGCAAGAAUUUGAACGGCAGGCUGGCUUCAAUCCUAUGGCCAAAUGCAUCACCAUCGCCAGUGCCUGCAAUCUCUAUUGGCGCAAGCACCAUUUGACUCCCGACACCAUUGCCGUCGAACCACUAGGGGGUUGGCGAGGGGCCCAAGUCAACCAAUCGCUCAAGGCCCUACAAUGGCUGUAUUAUCAGGAACAUCUCCUUCCCAAGGAGGGGGCCAGUGCCGAUCGCAUUCGUCAUGUUCGGAAUGGGGGCGAACAGUUUGUCCGGACCCUCGUGAACAGUUAUUUCGUCGAUGGCUACGAUCCCUUGACCCGUACUGUCUACGAAUUUCAUGGGUGUCUCUACCAUGGCUGUCCCACUUGUUAUCCCAUGAGAAAUGUCAAACAUUAUGCAGUGCCAGACAGAAGCGUCGAGGAACUCUAUCAAGCCACGCUCUCCAAACGCAUGGCCCUGCUCCGAGCGGGUUACACGGUGAUUGAAAUGUGGGAAUGUGAAUGGGAUCGACUGGUUGAUGACGAGCCUGCUGUCUCUCAGUUUCUGGCUUCUUUUGAUCUGGUGGCUCCCCUGGAACCCCGUGACGCCUUUUUUGGGGGACGCACCGGUGCGGUGGCUCUCCAUGCCGUGGCUGAAGAGGGGGAGGAAAUACGCUAUGUGGAUGUGACCUCCUUGUACCCGUGGGUGAAUAAGAACUGCCCUUACCCUAUCGGUCAUCCCAAGAUCAUCACCCAACCCGCUGACCAGUCCCUGGAGUCCUAUUUUGGUAUUGCUACGGUGGACAUUCUCCCUCCGGCUGGCCUGUUCCACCCCGUUUUGCCUGUACGCUGUGGCCAAAAGCUCACCUUUCCUGACAGAGCAGGCCCAACCCAUGUUGACCCGAACCCAGUAUUGCCCUCAUUCGGACGCGGAUCGCACGCUACGUGGGACCUGGUGCACCCCCGAGCUGGUCAAAGCCGUGGAAAAAGGGUACACCCUCAUCAAGAUCCACGAAGUCUGGCAUUUUCCCCCCGAGCAACGCCAAACAGGUCUUUUCGCCCCUUACGUCAACACUUGGCUCAAGUUGAAACAAGAAUCCGCGGGGUGGCCCAGUUGGUGUCAGACCCUCGAGCAAAAACGCGAGUACAUUCUUCGUUACCAGGAACGGGAGGGGAUCCGACUGGACAUUGCCAGCAUUGCCAAAAAUCCCGGUCGCAAGGCCACCGCCAAGCUCAUGCUGAACAGCUUCUGGGGCAAGUUUGGGGAGCGGAUGAACAAACCCACCACCGUCACCGUUCAAAACCCCGCCCAUUUGUUCAAUCUCAUUUCUGA
Molecule: messenger RNA, 2667 nt
Organism: Porites evermanni
Lineage: Eukaryota; Metazoa; Cnidaria; Anthozoa; Scleractinia; Poritidae
Source: the annotation of a GenBank genome assembly